AUGGAGCUCACCAUGGAGAACCUUCACAGCGUCUCCUCGCACUCCCAGGCGGGAGACCUCAUGAGCUCUCCGCACGCGCGGCCGUCGCCGUCCCCCAGCUCCGCUUCCCGGAAUCUGGUCUCACACGCUCCCGGCGCGCGGACAGCCAUGGUCUCCGGCAUGGCCUCGCUCCUUGAGAACUCCGGUGGGGACUACCGGACGGACCCGUCCGCGCUGUCCGGACACCUGCACCCGUCCAUCAGCAUGUGCGAGACCGGGAUGAGCCUUAGUAACACAUACACCACGCUGACCCCUCUGCAGCAUCUACCUCCGAUAUCCACCGUCUCGGAUAAGUUUUCCCACCCGCACACUCACCACCAUGCUGCCGCCCAUCAACGACUCUCCGCCGGGAACGUCAGCGGCAGCUUCACGCUGAUGCGGGACGACCACCGGGGGCUCGCCUCCAUGGGCAAUCUGUACAGUCACUACCCCAAAGAGAUGUCCGUGUCCGGUAUGGGCCACGGCUCGCUCUCCCCGCUGUCCAGCGGUCUGGGUUCUUUGCACAACUCCCAGCAGCCGCUGUCAGCCUACGGUCCAAGCGCACACCUCUCCACGGAAGCCAAGAUGCUCUCUCCGGUGUCAGGGUUUGAGUCCCACGCCUCCAUGCUGUCCCGAAGUGACCAAGAGCACCUGGCCAGGAGUUUAGGGGGUCACGGCCACGGUAUGAUCUCCAACCUCAAUGGCAUGCACCACCACCCGCACAGUCACCUCCACUCCCAGGCGAACGGCGCGGUAAUGCUGGGGGGCCGUGAGAGGCACGGCCACGGAGCCGGGCAGGGAGUAGCAGGGUCAGGCAUGCAGGCAGAGGAAAUCAACACAAAGGAAGUGGCUCAGCGGAUAACGGCCGAGUUAAAACGGUACUCCAUCCCGCAGGCCAUAUUCGCCCAGAGGAUCUUGAGCCGAUCGCAGGGAACCCUGUCAGACCUGCUACGGAACCCCAAACCCUGGAGUAAGCUCAAGUCAGGCCGGGAGACCUUCAGGAGGAUGUGGAAGUGGCUGCAGGAGCCCGAGUUUCAACGGAUGUCUGCUCUACGGCUGGCCGCAUGUAAACGUAAGGAGGAGGACCGAGGACGGGACCGCAACCAGGUGCCAAAGAAGCAGCGACUGGUCUUCACCGACCUGCAGCGUCGCACUUUGGUAGCCAUCUUCAGAGAGAACCGCCGCCCCUCCAAGGAGAUGCAGAUCACCAUCUCCCAGCAGCUGGGCCUCGAGCUCUCCACCGUCUCCAACUUCUUUAUGAACUCACGCCGCCGCUGUACGGACCGCUGGGACACAGAGGAGCACAAUCACGGGGUGCAUGGCCACGUGCACACUCCUCAUGGAAACAGCAACAACAACAACAACAACUCACCGAUCCAACCUGGUACCUCCUGUGCAGCCACUUUCUCUAAGGCCUGACGGUGGCAGGACGGAUGGUUGAACAGAUGCAUGGAGGAUGGAGGCGGGGGGGGGUGUUUUUCACUAAAGCGCUCCUGCAGAGCUACAGGGUGUUUAGCUUCAGACCACUCAUCUGAUUCAUCUGCUCAGAGUGCUGAUGACUUGUGCAGAUGAAUCAGAUCUUCUCAAUGCUCCAUGUGUUUUCUUUCAAUCUGAAUGUUACUCUUAGGGGUUAACACGCAUUUCAAAUUGUGGUUCUUCAAACCAAAGAUCCAGUAGCUUUAAGAGAGGUGCCCUGAAACAACCACACAGUGGCUCUGAGUAAAUCCAACUGAAAACCAAAGGAAAUCCAUCUACACUAAACCGCACUGUGGGUCUGUGUUGAAGCCUUGAAAGGGGGAGGUUUUGCUUUAGGAUCCUCUGCUGAUUGUCAGGAUGUAAACACACCAAAGAAUCACUCAUGACAGGGAACAGAUAGCUUUAAGACAGGAAAACCUUGAGCAGCCGCUCGUUGGUCUUCCCAAAUCAGCCAGAAAUCAGACAGUGGAUGUGUCUGCCGGGCCGUGAUCGACCACUCCUCAUUUCAGUUACAGACACUGAGGCUGAUUGAGAGGUACGCUUGUGUGUCAAGUGUCUGUUAGAUGCUCUCGGCAGGUCCUUUGACCCGCUAACCACAUACCACUUUUCGCGGCUCUGCGUCACUGCAGGCGUGUGUGUACGUGUGCGUAAUGUUCACAUGCUUCGGGUUGCUUCUGGGGGUGUAAUUCCUCUGCAGUGAUUCGGUCCUGCUCCACGUCAGAGUAACAGUGCCACCUGCUGUCCAUUAAAACCACAUCUAAACAAGUUCGAGCAUGUAGGUGCACCUCAGUUGUCCAGCAGGCCUACCUCAACACAGUGUAGCCUGCAUUGUAGAUUUCUAUUAGGAUAAAGAUACCAAUACUCUAUAUAAGCAGGAGUGUAGACCCUGCAAACAGCAAACAAACUGAGACACAAUGAUAAGACAUGAUUACUCACAAUACCCUUUGAUACACAUUUGAAUGUUUGUUUCUUAAGACUCGUUGUACGGCAACAUGGCCAUAGACUGUGUAGCCACUUGAGAGGUUAUUUUCAGGUUAAAAAAAAGGAGAACAAUCAAACAGGGAUGACACUCCCCACAUUUAAAAAGUGUCAUGCUC
Molecule: messenger RNA, 2591 nt
Organism: Perca fluviatilis (European perch)
Lineage: Eukaryota; Metazoa; Chordata; Actinopteri; Perciformes; Percidae
Gene: onecut3b
Product: one cut homeobox 3b
Exons: 2
Coding region: 1-1437 (478 amino acids)
Biological process (GO): regulation of transcription by RNA polymerase II
Cellular component (GO): nucleus
Molecular function (GO): RNA polymerase II cis-regulatory region sequence-specific DNA binding; DNA-binding transcription factor activity, RNA polymerase II-specific
Source: RefSeq, a predicted model, not a curated record